Coccinella septempunctata (seven-spotted ladybird) is the source of this 2215-nucleotide messenger RNA. RefSeq names its product trihelix transcription factor DF1-like. The coding region runs from base 1385 to 2215 and encodes 276 amino acids. The transcript has 3 exons. NCBI's taxonomy places the organism in Eukaryota, Metazoa, Arthropoda, Insecta, Coleoptera, Coccinellidae. The record is from RefSeq and is a predicted model, not a curated record.
GGCGGCUGCUGCAAUUGUCAAAAAGAGGAGUGAAUUAUUGGAUCAGUGGCGUUACAAUGACUGUACGAGUAAAAAGCGGAAUUUUUUAAAACCGACGGGCUCAACUAUCGACAAAUGUUGCUUUGAAUGGUUCAUCAAGGCGAGAAAUAAAGGAAUUCCAUUGUCAGGUAUGUAGGUAAUUUAUAAUUAUGGAUAACAAGAAUCAUUUCCAAAAAACGUUUUUCCGCCGACCUCUUAAUAAUAGCUCUGUUUAAAGUACAUGAAAUUGCCCGGUAAUGACGCCUUUUAUUGGUAUAUUUCUUAUUAAUGCAUAAUUGUCAUGAGCAACCGAACCCAGAAGUAUUCAGCACCAAUCCGAAUAAUGUCACAACUUCCAGAGAAGUUCAACAAAAAUGAGUAACGAGGAAAAUUUCUCUUUGACACCGCCAGAUGUGGCAGAAACUGCUAAAGCAGCAUCCUUGAAUUUGCUUCCUGAAAAGAGCCGAAAUUUAUACGAGAAAACUUACUCAGAGUUCAUAGCGUGGUGCAGGCAGAAGAGAGUUUCGCACUAUUCUGAGUCAGUAUUGUUGGCAUACUUUACCAGCAUUGCAGAAAAGGGGUUUUUAGCAAGUUUAUGGCCGAAAUACUCUAUGCUGAAAGCAACUUUGAACAUCAAUAACAAUAUUGAUAUUAGCGAAUACCACAAACUAAUCAUGUUCAUCAAACGACAAAAAAUGGGAUACAUCCCGAAAAAAUCGAAAGUGCUCGAAAAAGAACAAAUAAGAGAGAUUAUAGCGAAAGCUCCUGAUAAUAUAUUCCUGAUGACGAAGGUAAAUAUAAAAUGGAAUUGAAUCAAUCGAACCAAUUCUGAUUAUUAUUAAAUAAAAAUAUUGAUGAAUAUUGUUGAGGGAAGAAUACUCCCCCUCUCUGCCCGCUCAUGCCUCCGCCUAAACGAACUGUCAAAUGUAUAUAAGAUCUAUGACCACAGAGUAGAUAAUCGAUGACUACCGAAUCCGAACAGUAUUCGAUGAAUAACCGGCGGACAAUGGUAGUCAAGUGGGUUAUGGGCCAUUAAAGAUUGAUAAAAAAAUUGAUAUAAAUGAAGGCAUAUUGAGUAUUGGUGUUGUGAAAAUAACUUCAAAUAGCAUAAAAUCUAUUUAUCUUCGAUAAUACAUAUUAUAUGUAUCCAUAUUGGCUUUCCAAUUGCACAAUUUGAGCACCCAGUCGAGCACAUGCGUGCGCAGUGCUUCAAACGCAUGUUCCAAAUUGUCGUUUUUAAGAUCUGUGUGUCAAACACGGUUGCGUUUUCCCCUUGCCCCUCAAACACCAGAUAAAGGUUUGCGCUUUUAACACAAACUAUAAAAUUGAGGUUAUGUAGAUUUAGAUGUGUUUUGAAAUUUAAAAAAUGGAAUCACAACCGGGCUGCUUAAAACAACAUUCUCUUACAUUAUUGGAUGCAGAAACGAAUUCGGAAUAUGCAUUAUUGCUCAAUGAAGAAGACUAUAAAAGGGCUCAAAUAGAUGUUGCCUUUGCAUCUACACUAUUAAACUUUGCCAAAAAUGAAGAACUACGGACAGAUGAAUACUUGAACAAGGAAAACAGACAGGAGCUGGAAUCUCCAAAAAGUGAAUCAUGGGAUUACAAUGCUGUUAUUUGUUUGCUUAGUUGUAUGGAAAAUAACAUGGAGGACAUGCAACAUCCCAAAAAAAAGAAAAAUGUAUUCCCAAAUAUUAGCAAUGAACUUUUAAGCAAUGGCUUUAUAUACAACGCUACAGCAUGCUACAACAAAUGGCGCAGUCUGUUAAGAAGUUACAAAAGUACCAAAGAUAAAAACAACAAAACAGGCAGAGGUGCAAGCAGGUUUAUGUUUUUUGAACAAAUGGAUAAUUUAUUAGGAGAUAAACCAUCCAUCAGCGCCCAACAUACAAUGGAAUCUUCAGAAGCAAAUUGUAAUUUAAUUACAGAUAUUAAUACAAGUGACAAUAUGAGUUUAAUUGAAAACCAUACUGAUGUAGAACCUGACUUGGAAGUAAGUUCAGAGAACGAAAAAAGUGCCAACAGCCGAACAAAGUUUUUUCGGAAACGGAAGCGGGAUGUUGAAAUAAAAGAAGAGAAUAAAGAAAAACGACACAAAGACAGAAUAAAUAUUGAAAGAGAAAAGUUAACUGUGGAGAAACAAAAAGUGAAAAUCUUACAAGAAAUAUUGCUGAAGCUCAAUGAAAAUAACAAGAAUUAA